AUGCCGCUCCCUUCGCCACAAGGUGCACCUGUUGUGGUCCUCCUGGGCCCGGUCGGUGUGGGCAAAAGCCUGCUGGCGACCGCCUUGGCUGGGCUUCCCCCGAGCAAUCGCAUCUUCAAAGUGGGCGAUUCUGCGCAAGCUGUGACUUUGGAGGCCGUCUGCCACCGCUGCAGGUGGUUCGGGCGUGCCUCUGAAGAGGAGUUGGUUUUGGUGGAUCCGCCGGGGGUCGGAGAUGGAGAGAAAGACACCACGCGCUUGGCGCAAGUGGUUCGCCUUCUUCGCGACCUUGGUUCUGUGAGCUUGUUUGUUGUGGUGCUGAAUUCGGAGCAGCCUCGCAUCGGCAGCGUGCUGGAGAACUUGCUUCGGCUCAUGGAAGAGUGUUUUGGCCGCCGCUUUUGGCGGCACGUGGCCCUGGUUUUCACGCGCUACUACACGGAUGCUCGCUCCGCCCGCCGGCGUGGCAGCAAGACCAAGGACAUGCUCCGAGAUGAGUUUUCCAUGGCGCUGGCGACGCAAUUCCCCCAUUCUCAGCAGGAGAGAACUUUAGCUGCAGAUCCAUUUCCCAGCUACUUCGUGGAUUCAGAGGCCGCGAUCAACAAUGAACUCCCCGAAGCAGAGCGGGCGGCAGCGCUCAUGGAGUUAGAACGGCUGUCGGUCUUUGCGCGUGCCUCGCCGUGUUUGCCAACCGGCACGGAUGACAACACAUCCGUUGGCUCGUCCACAGCCAGAGGAAGAGAGCCUGACACGGAGCAGGAGUGCUCCGAAGAUCACUUUGCCACUGGAUCAUGGGUUGAAAUUCAUGGCUUGGUUGGCACCCCAUCUCUCAAUGGCAUGCGUGCGCUGGUUGUGGAGUUCCAGUCUCAGAGGCACCGGUACACCGUGGAGCUCUCAAACGGUUCAAGAAAACUGAUCCACGCCAAAAACCUCCAGAGCAUCACUGAGACCAUGACUGAUCCUCCAGAAGCUCCGCAUUUGGCAUCGGGCAUGUAUUGCAGCAUCAGUGGCUUGUCAGGGGCAACCCAUUUGAAUGGGCAGAAGUGCUUGGUGGUUUCAAGGAAAGAUGGACGCUAUGAGGUUCAGCUGUUGGACGGUAGCUUGAAGAGCAUCAAACCAGUGAACUUGACUCCCCUUCCAAAGCCGCCUGUUGGCGAACGUGUGACAGUGAAAAAUGCCAUCGAAGGAGCCAUGGUGCAGCGUGGCCUUGAUUGGAUUUGGAAUGACCAGGAUGGUGGAGACGGUUGUGUUGGUCGCAUUCAAGCUAUUGAAGGCGACUGGGCCUGUGUCCAGUGGAAUAGUGGCCGCGCGAACAAGUACCGAAUCGGUGCUGAUGGCAGCUGCGACUUGAUUUAUGUGGAUGAGUUCAAGCAUGAAAAUGCUUGCAGGAAGGCUCUUCAACGUGGGAAGUCCCACGUGGAACCACGCCACCUGAGCCGCACUUUCGCCUAUCUCCAUGGUACCAGAUGUGCGAAUGUAGAUUUCUUUGAUAUACGAGAUGAGGUUUGUCAGGCUGUUGGCGGGUGCAAACAUGGCCAGCGAGUGCAAGUCAAGGGCAUGCAGGCUGUUGCGAUUGGAGUGGCCACCUUGCCUUCGCCUUUGCCUCAUCUUGCGCAGAAGCUCGAGAUGUUUUUCCAUGUGGAAAGAGCGGAGGGUGCUGGUAUUUUCGAUGAGGCAGAUGGCAUCCAGAUGCGAGUUGUGGGUCGGCAACGAGUCAGGGAGGCUAAGCGCCCCAUUGGGACCAACAACCAGGAGUUGAUGGAAGUUGCCAAGAUGGUGAAGCCAUCUUUCCAGUACAUGUGGGGCCCGAAUUCAUAUCUAGGAAUGACACUGGAGCGCUUUGAUGUCAGGGACGAGGUUUGCGUCAAAGUGGGUGGCUUCAAGCAUGGGCAGCUGGUCAAGGUAGCAGACAAGGUUGCUGUGGUAAUUGGGGUGCGCUUGAUGCGUGGCAUUCCCAAACUCUUUUUCCACCUUGACGGGAAGCCCGGUUCUGGCACCUUUGAUGAUUUGAGUACACAGCAAAUUGUACUGGUUGGAACGCGGAAGGUGGAGGAGACCGCAGAUGACUUCCUGGAAGAGCCGGCGCUAUCGCCUGAAGUCGAAGCACUAGCAGGCAAACUGGAGUGCACCUUCAGUUUCCCGCUUGGAAACCCGUUUUCGAAGCCUGCCCGCUUUGACAUUCGGGACAACGUAUGCAGAGCAGUGGGCGGCUUUUGCCACGGGCAGGUGGUUUCGGAUGGUGAUGGCGACAAGGCUGUUGUUGUGGGCGUCAAAAAAAGUGAUGGACGCCCACGAUUGUUCUUUCGAGCAGAAGGGAACCGGGGUGCAGGCCGUUUCAACCCAUAUCAUUUGUACCGUAAGGAGUUGAGAGUGGUUGGGAAGCAAAAGCUGCAGGAGGUGUCCCCUUCUGAUCCGAUAUUCCACAGGCCGGAGGAAGGAGCAAGGAUGGAGAAGUUGCUCGAAGCCUUGCUGGCUGGUGCGAAAAGGUCGCAGCAAAGAACCCCCCAUUCUCAGCCCAGUGGCUUACCAAGUGAUUUCGAGUUUGACUACAGCUUCCACUACUUGCAGAAGAGUUGUGACCCAGCGUUCUUUGACAUCAGAGAUGAGGUUUGCAUGGCAGUGGGAGGAUACCGACACGGCGAUGUGGUCCAACAUGGUUUUGUUGAUCGCAAAUCAGUAGUGAUUGGUGUCAGGCCAGAUGAUGAAGGAGUUCCACACCUUUGGAUGCACAGAGAUGGUGCUGCGGGUGCAAGUAUUUUCAGAGAGAUGGAGUUGCUUCGCAUGACCUCAACGGUGGUGGGAAGGAAGACAGUGGCUGAGUUUGAAGAGCCUGAGCGAGACUUCAGUCCAGAGUUCAUUGCAGGCUUGCAGUUUACCUUCAACUAUCCAAUGGGAUUGCGCGGUCGAUCACGACCUGGGCUCUUCGAUAUCCGGGACGAAGUGUGCCUUGCGGUUGGUGGCUUCAAACAUGGCGAUCGAAUCAAGUGGGGUCGGACGGAGCUGGCGGUUGUCGGGGUGAUGCUUGAGAAGGGCUUGCCGGAAAUGCAUUUUCAGAUAGUGAAGCCCAAAUCGAGGGUAGGCGCUGGAAUGUUCAGAAAUUUUCACUUGAUGAAGCAGCAUGUGAAACUUGUCGGCUCCCAGACUUUAGAGGAAGUUGUGCUGGAUGAUUCUGACCCGACUGGCAUGUCGCCCACAAGAUGUUCUUCAACUGAUUCAAGUGAGCCAGAAAUGGAUUCGGAGAGCAGCUCAGAGAGUGAAAGCCAGAGGGCGCCGAGCAGGAAGAUGUCAAGGCAGGCCUCAGAAGCAUCAGAAGCUGCACACAAUGGUGGCAAAGAUGGAUCUGCACGGGCACUUGUCCUUCGCUUGUCCCAUUCCAACAGCCAAGUGAAAAAUGUCUUGCUGACGUCAAAGGAGCUGGAUGAUUGCCGAAGAGACGUGGCCGAGGAUGGCUGUGAGGUGACUCCAGAAUGGGCAAAUGGAGCCAUUUUGCUUGUUCCCUUGACGCAGGAGCAGGCAAGACAAGCUCGCUUGGAGCUUCGUUCGCACCACGUGGUCAUCUUCCCCGGAGACAAGGGUCGCUUGCUUAACGCUUUAGGAGCCCUUCCGUGCAGGCAGCGGCCCAGAAUUCGUGGUGACGAAGAGUAUGAUCUUGCGGCCUCAGCGGCCCGUGAGGCUACUGAAGAUGUCCAAGCACAUAUGGCAGAGGGCUUGGAGGAAGGUUUGGUCCUUCGCGUGGAUCGCACAUUCUGGACGUUUGUGGCCCCAGCGUCUGAGUUCUCAGUUAAUGAGUCGGCGCCUUGCGGGGACGGCGAAAGUCGGCAGCCCCGCAACCCGCGCCAAGUUGCAUGA
This is a messenger RNA of Durusdinium trenchii, 3843 nucleotides long. NCBI's taxonomy places the organism in Eukaryota, Dinophyceae, Suessiales, Symbiodiniaceae. The record is from the annotation of a GenBank genome assembly.